AUGACUUCUUUAACUUAUCUCCUGCGCAUGAUUUUGCAUGACUGGUCGGAUCGUGAGGCACGAAGCAUCAUCUCGAACAUACUGCCAGCAAUGCAAACGGGCGCACGGCUGGUUGCCAUGGACUCAGUACUCCCUCUACCGGGUGCGGUUGAGAGCACACAGGAGAGCCUCCUGCAUGUCCGAGACCUGACCAUGAUGAUGGCAUUCAACCGCAAGGAGCGAGCUGCGGAGGACAGGGCCAGCCUGCUUCAAAGACCGACGCGCUUCUUUGAGGACAGUUUGCACGUCUUGGCGCUGGCCGCCUUUCACCUCAGCAGCUUCCAGGCAGACGCAGACGACGACGACGACGACGAAACGACAGACAACUCGCAUCUCCUGCAAACAACGUCGACGUACGCUGCAAUGAUGUUUAUCCUCCAGGAGCUCGCGCGCAUUCUUGACCGGCCCUUUUUCCCAUGGAAGAAGAUCAUUGUGGGCUUCUCGCUAGGCCAGUAUCUCCUUGAAGGCUUCCUCUCUCUCCGACAGUACAAAGUCUUGCAGGCAACAAAGGUUCCUAAAGUUCUAGAGGGCGAGGUCUCCCAGGAAGUGUUUGAUAAGAGUCAGGCUUAUGGACGCGCAAAGGCAAAGUUCGGCUUCGUGAGCGGGCUAUACAGCCAGAUCCAGAACCUGGCAUUCAUCUACGGCGACGUUCUCCCAAAAAUAUGGGGAGCAACUGGUCUUCUGCUCGCGAAAUAUGCCCCCGAAGGCUUCAGAGGGGAGAUCACUCAUACCCUGCUGUUUGUCUUUGUUUUCAACAUCAUUACAACGAUAUUGUCCCUCCCGACCUCGUACUAUAGCACCUUUGUCCUGGAAGAGAAGUUUGGCUUCAACAAGCAAACCGUCAAGCUCUGGGUUAUGGACAUGCUCAAAGGCCAGAUGCUGACUGUCAUUCUCGGAACUCCCAUCAUCAGCGCGAUCCUGAAAAUCGUACAGACUACUGGCAACAGCUUCUUCUACUAUCUUUGGAUGUUUGGAAUCUUUGUCCAGUUGUUUGCCAUCACUAUCUACCCAAUUGCCAUUCUUCCCCUGUUCAACAAGCUCUCCCCGCUUGAACCCGGCGUCUUGAAGACCUCCGUCGAGAACCUGGCCAAGCAGCUUAAGUUCCCGCUCUCCGAGUUGAACGUUAUUGAUGGAAGUAAAAGAAGCGCCCAUAGCAACGCCUAUUUCUUCGGACUGCCAUGGAAGAAGCAUAUUGUUAUCUACGAUACCUUGAUUGAGAAGAGCGAGACUGAAGAGGUUGUUGCCGUUCUGAGCCAUGAACUGGGCCACUGGAGCUUGAGUCAUACUACGAAGCUGUUUGGAAUCGGACAGUUCCACAUGUUCUAUAUCUUUGCCUUGUUCUCUGCCUUUGUUAACAACAAAUCGCUCUAUCAAGAUUUUGGCUUCUACAAUGAGAUGCCAAUCAUGAUUGGAUUCAUCUUAUUCUCAGAUGCACUCGCACCAACCGAUGCCAUCAUCAAAUUGUUGAUGAACAUCCUCAGCAGAAAAUUCGAGUUCGAAGCCGCCAGGUCUUUGCUGAAGCUCCAGAUCCAAAACCUUUCUACCAUGGAUGCGGACUGGAUGUACGCAAGCUACCAUUACUCGCACCCAAUUCUUUCUGAGCGCCUUGCUGCCCUGGGUUGGAAGGGAGGCAAGAUCACUGGAGGAGAAAAAGAGCCAAUUGAGAGCGAUAAGCCAGUCAAGGCAGCUGACAGAGAGCUAUAA
Messenger RNA from Trichophyton benhamiae CBS 112371, 1743 nucleotides. RefSeq lists its product as uncharacterized. The record is from RefSeq and is a predicted model, not a curated record. Gene Ontology annotation, biological process: CAAX-box protein processing. Gene Ontology annotation, cellular component: endoplasmic reticulum membrane. Gene Ontology annotation, molecular function: O-methyltransferase activity; metalloendopeptidase activity. The coding region runs from base 1 to 1743 and encodes 580 amino acids. The transcript has 6 exons. Lineage: Eukaryota; Fungi; Ascomycota; Eurotiomycetes; Onygenales; Arthrodermataceae.